CUAUUAUUAACUAUUGUUCUUAUUAUUAUUAUUUAUGGUGGUUGGUUUUGGUGUUGUUCCCCAAAAUUUCACCCCGCACAUCUGAAUCAGUCACACCCACUCCUUCUUCGAUUCUCGAUUGCUUUCAUUGAUUUCUAGGGUUUCUGUUUUGGUGAGGUGAGCCAUGGAAACGGGCUCUGAGGGGGAGAAGACCAGAGCUCAGGCUCAGGCUCAGGAGAUCAGGACCAAGCGGAAAAUGAAGACUCGUUCGCAACUGGAAGCUCUUGAGAAAGCUUAUGCUGUUGAGCAAUACCCGUCGGAGUCGGUGAGAGCUGAGCUGUCGGCGAAAUUGGAUCUCUCCGAUCGGCAGUUACAGAUGUGGUUUUGCCACCGGAGGUUGAAGGACCGCAAGCCGACGCCGGCGACCGGAAAGCGGCAGAGGAAUGACUCUCUGGCCGAAGCGACUGGAGUUGUUUCUGAGGAAGGACUACAGCAGUCGAUCAUAGAGGCGCGAGCUGUUGCAUUUGUGGAGGCGCAGCUGGGCGAGCCGUUGAGGGAGGAUGGGCCGAUACUUGGGUUGGAGUUUGACUCGUUGCCGCCCGAUGCAUUUGGUUCGUCUAUAGGAGUGGCAACUGUUAGGCAGCAAAAGCAAUCAGGAUGGCCAUGUGAUGCAAAUAUACACGAGCAGUCUAAUGCUAAACCAAUCAAGGGAGCUUCAAGGACUGUCCAUGAAUACCAGUUUCUUCCAGAAAAGCCAACUGUUAGGACAGAUGCUUAUGAAAGGGCUGCCCCGUCUCACCACUAUGGUUCACCUACUGAAUCUCGCCAUCCAAGGAUUCCAUUAUCAACUGUGUCCUCGUUCAUUCAUGGUAAUGAACAAGUACCCACUGUAUAUGGAUUUCAAAGCCCGAUGGUCGGACUAAAUCUUUUGUCACAGCAAGGCAGGGCGGGUCACCUCUUGCCAUCUGCUGCAGAAGAAUAUGGCAAUGUUCUUGGAAAAAACUUCACAAAUGUUACCAUGGAUUCUCAUUUUAGUACUCACCUGAUUAAUCAACUAAACAAUCCUCUUAUACCUUAUGCCAGAAGGGUGGCUCAUGACGAGGAUGAUGUUCUACAGUUGGAAAGGAAGCACAAGAGUGAAGAAGCAAGAAUAAUGCGGGAAGUUGAAGCCCAUGAGAAAAGAAUACGUAAAGAGCUUGAAAAACAAGAUAUCCUGAGACGAAAGAGAGAGGAGCAGAUAAGGAAAGAAAUGGAGAGGAUUGAUCGGGAGAGGAGGAAGGAAGAAGAAAGAAUAUUGCGUGAAAAGCAGAGAGAGGAGGAGAGAUACCUAAGGGAGCAAAGGCGUGAACUGGAACGAAAGGAGAGAUUCUUACAGAAGGAGUCAAUAAGAGCUGAGAAAAUGAGACAAAAAGAAGAAUUACGAAGAGAGAAAGAGGCAGCAAGGCUUAAAGCUGCUAACGAGAGAGCUAGUGCUCGUAAAAAUGCUAAAGAAUCAACAGAACUCAUUGAGGAUGAAUGCCUGGAACUCAUGGAGUUAGCUGCAUUGAGCAAGGGACUUCCUUCAAUGUUGUCUCUUGAUUAUGAAACCUUGCAAAAUCUUGAAUCAUUUAGAGAUAUGCUGAGUACAUUCCCACCCAAAUCUGUGCAAUUGAAAAAACCUUUUGGUAUUCAACCUUGGAUGGAUUCAGAUGAAAACAUUGGAAAUCUUCUUAUGGCAUGGAGAUUUUUAAUUAGUUUUGUGGAUGUUCUUGGGCUCUGGCCGUUUACUCUCGAUGAACUCGUUCAAGCUUUUCAUGACUAUGAUUCUAGGUUGCUGGGCGAGAUACAUAUUUCACUUCUAAGAUCCAUCAUUAAAGACAUUGAAGAUGUUGCAAGAGCACCUUCCAUGGGGGUGGGAGCUAAUCAGAACUGUGCUGCAAAUCCCGGAGGCGGACACCCUCAGAUUGUAGAAGGGGCAUAUGCUUGGGGAUUUGACAUCAAAAGCUGGAAGUGCAACUUAAAUCCGCUGACAUGGCCUGAAAUAUUGCGGCAAUUUGCUGUAUCAGCAGGAUUUGGACCGCAACUGAAGAAGAGGGGUGUUGAACUAGCAUAUCGUCACGAGGACAAUGAGGUUAGUGAUGUCAAGGAUAUAAUAUCCAAUUUACGCAGUGGAGUAGCUGUAAAGAAUGCCUUCGCUAUUAUGCAAGAAAGGGGUUUUUCUAAUCCUCGCAAAUCAAGGCAUCGCUUGACUCCCGGGACUGUUAAGUUUGCAGCAUUUCAUGUUCUUUCUCUUGAGGGGAGCAAGGGCCUUACCAUAUUAGAAGUUGCAGACAGGAUUCAGAAAUCAGGACUUCGGGAUCUAACAACAAGCAAGACACCAGAAGCCUCGAUAGCUGCUGCUCUUUCUAGGGACUCGAAACUGUUUGAGAGGACUGCUCCUUCUACUUACUGUGUACGUGCUGCCUACAGAAAGGACACAACGGAUUCCAAGGCAGUACUUUCUGCAGCCAGGGAAAGAAUCCAAAAUUUCAGAAGUAAGAUUUUUGAUGUAGAAGGAGCUGAUGAAGCUGAAAGAGACGAAGAAUCUGAAAGUGAUGCAGUAGAGGAUCCUGAGGUUGAUGAUUUAGGUACUGAAAUAAGUUCAGAGAUAGUAGCUCACAGAUCUGAAGUAGCCAAAAAAGUGGGUGAGAAAAUGUCUUUGGAAAGCAGAAAAGGACGUUACGAGGUUAAUAAAGCUCCAGGAGACGUUAGGAAUGUCACUGAAGGAGUUCCUUCAAUCAAUUCUGAAGCGUUCAUCAAGGUUGAAGACACUGGUUCCUUGAAUAAUUCUGCUGACGCCACAGGGAUCUGCACCAAUGUAGCUAAUCAUGAUCAAGAAGAUACAGAGAUUGAUGAUAGCAACCCUGGUGAGCCAUGGGUUCAAGGACUUACAGAAGGAGAGUACUCUGAUCUUAGUGUUGAGGAGCGCCUCAAUGCACUUUCUGCUUUAAUUGGUGUGGCUAUAGAAGGAAACUCAAUUCGAAUUGUUCUUGAGGAACGUUUAGAGGCAGCGAAUGCUUUAAAGAAGCAAAUGUGGGCAGUGGUGCAAGUUGAUAAACGGCGUUUCAAAGAUGAACAUUUCAUCAAAAUGCAAUAUACCCCUUUCAGUGGGAACAAGACCGAGCAGAUCCCGACAAUUCAUUCUUCAGAUGAGAGGCAAAGUCCAUCUACUGUUGAUGAGAAAAACAUUGAGAGGACAGUGAAGCUUUCUAUCCCACAAGACCAUAUUGUUGAUCCACAAAAUGAGCAAAAUUAUAUCAACAGUUUUCCCUCCGUGGGAAACCUACAAAUGCAGGAGAACUCUGUUGGUCCAGACAAUUACCCAUUUCAGCAACCCAGUCUUAUUGCUGAUAAGUCACACAAACAUUUAAAGUAUUAUAUUGGUCACAAAGCAGAGGAGAUGUAUGUUUAUCGAUCACUGCCUCUCGGCCAGGAUCGUAGGCAUAAUAGAUACUGGCAGUUUAUUACAUCUGCCUCUCGAAAUGAUCCUGGUUGUGGCAGGAUCUUUGUUGAGCUGCAUGAUGGUCGAUGGAGGCUUAUUGAUUCUGAGGAGGGCUUUGAUGGUCUUUUGGCAUCUCUGGAUGUGCGUGGGUAUAGGGAAUCCCAUUUGCAGGCAAUGUUGCAGAUGACUGAAAUAUUCUUCAAAGAAACUGUUAGGAGAAACAUGUUGCAUUCUAACCGAAGGAGGCAUGUCAAAGACACUUCUAAAAUUGAAGCUGUAGAAAUGCCUUCUGGGUAUGAUUGCAGUGGUGGUACGGAUAGCCCUACCAGCUCUGUUUCUGUUGCUGACUUUGAUAUGUUAGAGAGCUCAAUGACUUUCUCAAUUGAGCUAGGAAAGGACGAAACUGAGAAAACUGGUGCUUUAAACAGAUAUCAUGAUCUGGAGAAGUGGAUUUGGAAAGAAUGUAUUGGUUCUUCAAUAUUAAGUGCUGACAAAAAUGGGAAAAAAAGGUGUCCGCAGCUGCUGGACAUCUGUAAUUCUUGUCGUGGAAUUUUUUAUUUUGAAGAAAAUCACUGUCAUUCUUGUCAUAGAACUUUUGGCAAGGGCGAAGUAGUUUUUUCACAACAUGUGGCAUUGUGUAAAGAGAAGUUGAAUUCUAAUUGCUCGGCCUCUUCUCCGCUUAGGAUGAGGUUGCUGAAGGUGCUAUUUGCUUUGACUGAGGUUUAUGUUCCAUUAGAAGCUCUUCAACCUCUUUGGACCGACAUGAACCGUAAUUCUUGGGGUAGAAAGUUACACUCCUCGUCAUCAGCUGAAGAACUUCUCCAGGUUCUGGCAUCACUGGAGAGUGCCAUAAAGACAGAAUAUUUAUCUUCAAAUUUUGAGACUACCAGUGAGCUUCUAUAUUGCUCGAAUGAAAAAGGAUGUGUCACUAGCAAUUUUUCUUCUCCUCAUAGAGUUUCUGUGCUUCCAUGGAUACCACUCACAACCGCAGCUGUGGCUCUUAGGCUCAUGGAGUUUGAUGCGGCCAUCUCUAACAUGCUACAGCAGAAGCUGGAGAGUCAUAGAGAGAAGGAAUCUGGGCAUUUUAUUAAGCUUCCAACAAGAUCUGCUGUCAUGAAAAGUUCCCAGAAUAAGGAGAAGUCAGGAGCUCCACAUCAAUCUGAAGAAUUCAAAGAAGGCCAGCAGGAGUAUUUGAGGAGUGGACUUGCCAGCCCUUGCCAUGGACUAGGUUGUGGUCAGACUCGUAGUGGGAGAGUGCCAAAAAAGGCAAUUAGUUUGAGGGGCGAUCCUAGGAAGAAGAGUAGAGUUACAUCCAAAGAUAGAUUAGGACAGGUGCAUGUACUGAAAUGGAAAGGCAAACCACGUGCACAAGGAGGGCGUAAGCGUGGAAAUCGGAGCAUUAGAGGCAAUCAGCCAACGCUAAACAGGAUAAUUCAGAUUGGUGGGGAGAGAAAUAGCCCAAAAGAGUGCGUCUUUUAUAAACCAGCAGAGAACUUGGGUGAGGAGAACUGGAAUGAAGGUGAAACUGCGGCAGAAAAUGCAAGUGGUUCGGGAAGAACAGAGUAUGAAGAGGAAAAUGGCGAUGCAUCCAGAGAUGAAUUUGAUCAUGUGAAUGUGGAUGACUAUGGCCGUGGCUUCAAUGGCAAAUCUGAUGACUUAUUGGAGGGAGGUGAUUAUAACGUGGAGGGUUACCAAGACGAUGUCAAUGAGGAUUACGAUGAAGGUGAAGCUGCACAAGAUACAAAGGGGGAUCCGGAUUACGAUGGUGCCAGAUAUAUCAAUGAUGAGUGGGAUGAAGAGGAAUGCAUAGCUGAUGAUGGACAUCAGAACAGGAUACUUCGGAACAGAAACAGAUCCUCGUCGUCAGACUAUAGUGACUAACUAAUGAACUCUUAAAUUAAUUUCUAGUUAAGGGCUUAACUGCAGUACUGUACAAUCAUGGAUUGAUAGGGCAGGUUGCCCUCGUUGAUCAACUUGAAAGGAACCAAGUGAUUUGACAAAGGCACUCUACUAAUGCAAUAGUACGUAUUUUGAAGUUCAAA
Fragaria vesca subsp. vesca is the source of this 5481-nucleotide messenger RNA. RefSeq lists its product as uncharacterized. Gene Ontology annotation, biological process: regulation of transcription by RNA polymerase II. NCBI's taxonomy places the organism in Eukaryota, Viridiplantae, Streptophyta, Magnoliopsida, Rosales, Rosaceae. The record is from RefSeq and is a predicted model, not a curated record. Gene Ontology annotation, molecular function: DNA binding. The transcript is spliced from 18 exons. Bases 164 to 5320 code for a protein of 1718 amino acids.